This is a messenger RNA of Nymphaea colorata (pocket water lily), 738 nucleotides long. RefSeq lists its product as uncharacterized. NCBI's taxonomy places the organism in Eukaryota, Viridiplantae, Streptophyta, Magnoliopsida, Nymphaeales, Nymphaeaceae. The record is from RefSeq and is a predicted model, not a curated record. The transcript has a single exon. Bases 1 to 738 code for a protein of 245 amino acids.
AUGCUGGCAAACCGAGGCUAUGACGUAUGGCUUGGCAACAGCAGAGGUAACAAGCACUCAAGGAAUCACACUAAAUACAAUCCUGACAAAAAUAAGGAGUUUUGGGAGUUUACCUUCCAGCACAUGGCUGACUUUGAUCUUCCAGCCAUAUUCACAUAUGUCAAUGGAAUCACUAAGCAAAAAGUCAGCUAUAUAGGACACAGCCAAGGAACAAUGCAGAUGCAUAUUACUCUAUGCAAGAGGAACGCUGUUGUGGAAAAAUUACUAGAUAAGUACUUUGGAUUUGGGCCAGUAGCUUAUGUUAAACAUGCAUCUUCAAAUGUUGUCAACCUCUUGGACCAUAAGGUAGUGAUUGAUUGGUACAAGCUAAGAGGAAUUCAUGAAUUCAUGCCAGGAUUGAAAUGGUUUGAGACUGAUGCUGGUAUUGUUUUUUGCUCAACUUUUCCUAAGAUAUGUGGAGAUGCUAUUGGACAAAUAUGCGAUGCCGAUCCUGAACUUGACAACUAUGAUCGUUAUGAUGUCUUAGUUGGCCAUGACCCUUCAGGAACCAGUCUUAUGAAUAUGGAGCAUUGGAAACAGUUGCUUGACUUUGGAACCUAUCAAGCAUACGAUUACGGAUCAGCUAAGGAAAACACAGCUCACUACGGACAGGCAACGCCUCCAGUUUGGGAUCUAAAGAACAUCAGAGUUCCUAUAAGGCUCUUCGCUGGAACUUCUGACGAAUUAGCCGACCCCUAA